AUGAGAAAGGAAAUUGAAGUCCGUUUUGGACGCAGGAAGCGUGUCGGAAGUGACAGAAAGAGAACGCAAUUACAUUGCUUGAUGGAUGCUGCGAUGGCGCAAGCAGUAGAACCGACCCAAGUCGAGAAGAAAUUAGAUUUCACUUGCACGGGCGGCGGCGACACAGAAGUGGUUGUCGUCGGAGAACGCAAAAAGGCAGUUGAACGUCUCGCCGGGAAAGAGCAAAGGCAGAUUUCCGAGACUUCUCCUGCUGGCAAGAAGCUGAGCAGAAGGGAAAGAAGAAAGAAAGAAAAAAUGGCUUUGGCUGCUGCACAGCAAGCUGAAGCGUCCGCUCUGGCGGUCCAGGGUUCGUUGGAAGGAGCUCAAUUUGCUUGCUCUCAGACCCCGGUAGAAGAUUCUCAACAGUGGAAGAACUCGCUUAACGUCAGUGUCCCUUCGUUUAGCAUCAGUGCAGCGGGGAAGACUCUGUUCGAUGAUGCGGCCCUCUCUCUUACUCAGGGGAGACGGUAUGGACUGGUGGCCCCCAACGGGCACGGCAAAUCGACCUUGCUCAAAAUGAUUGCGACAGGGAAGUUGAAUAUUCCACCACGCAUCGAUCAUCUCUACGUGGAACAGGAGGUGCUUGCAGAUAGAUGA
Molecule: messenger RNA, 636 nt
Organism: Seminavis robusta
Lineage: Eukaryota; Bacillariophyta; Bacillariophyceae; Naviculales; Naviculaceae
Source: the annotation of a GenBank genome assembly